Python bivittatus (Burmese python) is the source of this 4886-nucleotide messenger RNA. RefSeq names its product iodothyronine deiodinase 2 (gene DIO2). Gene Ontology annotation, molecular function: thyroxine 5'-deiodinase activity. Gene Ontology annotation, biological process: thyroid hormone metabolic process. NCBI's taxonomy places the organism in Eukaryota, Metazoa, Chordata, Lepidosauria, Squamata, Pythonidae. The record is from RefSeq and is a predicted model, not a curated record.
CACUUUGUACCACAGGCAGAUAGCGAGAGGCAGAGAGACGGAAGAGUGGCAGGGAGAGAGGCUGAGCCGAGCCAGCCAGCAAGGAAGAGCAGAAAGUUUGUGUGCAGAGACUUUCCUCCAGAGCCCUCCCUUGACAGAAAAGAGUAUUAUUUCACCUGAUAGCUCUGGUAAUAAAAGAAUGAGAAAACUACUUAAAUAGGAGAAAAUUAGAGGAAAGUUAGCCUGUUCCUUUUCAGUUUUAGAAUUACAGGCAAUUGGCAGCCUGGCUGUCUCUCUCUCUCUCUCUGUUUAGAGGACUGAAAAGGGCUUCUGGCUAAGUAAAAACAACAACAGUAGUUUGAGUUAGAGUUUCUGAAAAAUUAAAAGCAGUUCAGGGUGGAAAAACGUUCAUGUUGGCGUGGUGCUUUCCUUUUUCUUUUUUCUUUUUAAAGCGGCUCCACGGAAGUGAGAACUGAGCCAACUUUGCAAGAGAGCUAACGGAGCACGAUGAAUUUUUAAAAAGCCCCUUAUAUUUUAUUACUUUUAUUGUUGUUUUUCACGAGGGCACAGGGCAUGAAAAGGGAACUCAAAGGAACCCUUUGAAGAACAAGAGCAAGCAAGAUGGGUUUGUUAAGCAUUGACCUGUUGAUCACACUUCAGAUCCUGCCGGUUUUUGUCUCCAACUGCCUUUUCCUUGCCCUCUAUGACUCGGUGGUCCUCUUGAAGCACAUGGUGCUUCUCCUGAGUCGCUCCAAGGCUGCACGUGGUGAAUGGCGAAGGAUGCUCACAUCAGAGGGGUUGCGCUGCGUCUGGAAUAGCUUUCUCCUAGAUGCCUACAAGCAGGUGAAAUUGGGUGGAGAAGCUCCUAAUUCCAAUGUCAUUCACAUACCUAAUGGCACUGCUGAAAGCAGCAGCAGCUGCAGAUGGAAAAGCUCCAUGGGAAAGUAUGGUACUGAAUGCCACCUCUUGGACUUUGCCAAAUCAGAGCGCCCACUUGUAAUCAACUUUGGGUCAGCUACCUGACCUCCCUUCACAAACCAGCUGUCUGCCUUUGGCAAGCUGGUGGAAGAGUUCUCUAGUGUGGCUGACUUUCUGUUAGUCUACAUUGAUGAGGCUCACCCAUCAGAUGGCUGGGCUGCUCCUGGUAUCUCAUCUUCAUUUGAAGUCAAGAAACAUAGGAACCAAGAAGAUAGAUGUGCUGCUGCUCACCAGCUUCUAAAAAAGUUUUCUUUGCCACCACAGUGCCAGAUAGUGGCUGACUGCAUGGACAACAAUGCCAAUGUGGCCUAUGGAGUCUCCUUUGAGCGUGUAUGCAUUGUACAAAGACAAAAAAUUGCCUACCUGGGGGGAAAAGGCCCUUUUUUCUACAAUCUUCAAGAGGUUCGACUUUGGCUGGAGCAAAACUUCAGGAAGAGAUGAAAUCCAAAUUUACCAGAUGAGAAGUCAAGAGGACUGCCCCUUUAAAAUAAUGCAAAAAGGAUCCAAGUUGCAUUCCUGUUUUGAAUAGGAUUUUUCUGCCUUUUGGGACAAAACAGGCCUAGUGAAAAGGUUAAAUGGACAAACUGGUUAUAAAACAACAAUGAAUUCCCAGUAGCUCUCCCAAAAAGGAGCUAAGAAAAGAUUUUUCCUUUUAUAGAAUAAGACUGGUGAGAUUUUUGUGCCAUGAGGCGGUAGAAGCACCCAAAACCAUUGUUUCCAGAAAGUUUAUGGAGAAUGAUAUAUUGUCCCCUGAGAUAAAAGUCUAUCACUUUGUCCUUCAGAGUUUGUCCUGCUAAAUUCCAUCAUAGCAUGUUCAGAAUCUGAAGCUUGCCAGUGUCAUGAAAUAAAUAUUUCAGUUUGUUGCAGAGAGGUACCAUUUGGUAGAUACUACAAAUUUCAGCAUCUACUACAAAUUGGAUAGCUAAUUGCCUUCUUAAUUGCUGAAAAUAAGAACUGGUAUUCACUCUGCUAAAACUUUUUUUUUUUGCAAUAUAGUACAGCUGCAAUUCUGAAAUCUUUUACUUUGAUUCUAGCUCUUUCAGUGCUUCAAAGACAAAGAAUUCUGUGAGAGCAGUUUAUACCCUAACUCUGCAUUGCAUGAUUAGGCUGAAAUAUCUCCUAGCAACAGUCAUCAUGGAAGUUGCAUAGGCUGUUCUGAAUCUUAGUUUAUAUCCCCCAAAAUGAAAUUCUUAAUAAUUUUGAAGCAGUGAAGGCUGUUGUGUAUUGGACCAAUUCAGACAAUGUAGCUCAAAUGGAUUUCUACUGUUUAUUGUCUAUAAAAGAAAUAAUUUAUGUUGAAAAACUUAUCUAAAUCAACUAACAGUUUCUUCUGCCUGCCCAAAACCCAAGUCUCAGAAUAUUUUGCUAUGAAAGAUCAGUAUUAGACUUAUUAUGUUUGAGCCUGGAUAUAUCCAGGACAGUUGUGCAAUCAGAUCUGUAAUCUAUUUCUCAUAUCCAAUUGUUAUAACUAUUUUGUGAAAAGCAUGCUUCAGCAAACAUCAGUUAUCGCAAUAAAAUUAGUUUGUGCUUUCUGCCAGCAUAAACUAAUUUUUGGAAACAAGCUCUUCAGGUGAAAAACAUAACACUUGAUGUAUUUUCUUCCAACUUAAACUAGCCUUUAAGGUGCAUCUCAUGGCAAUCUCAUUUCUCAUUUUUAAUCUGUCACACCAUCUGAAAAAAACAAGGAUUUCAGAGGCUGGAAUACCACUUGUUAGUCUUUAUCCUUUGCUGAUUCCACAUGAUGUUUUCAAUUGGGUGGAUCAUUACAAGCAAAAAAAGUGGUUGUGAUCUUGGAAGCAGCAUGUUCUGGUACUUUUGUAUUGGAUCACAUAAGGAAGAAUCAUGAGAACGUUAUGAUUACCUUGCUCUUACAUUCUUUCUGCACUGAGGCAACCUCUGAGCAGUGUAUUGUAAGAUUAUCUCUGUGUAAGAAAAAAAAAUUGUGUGUAACACAACCUUUGGGGAACAGAGAGGGGGGAAAGAUAGGGCAGAGAAAGCAAAUUAUAUGCAAGAGCCAGGGAGUUGUGACAGGCCCUAUAUUAGCUCUUCAGACAUUGGGAGAGAUUCUGUUUGUGUGUGUGAGAGAGAGAGGGAGAGAGGGAGAGAGAGAGAGGGAGAGAGAGAGUGUAUUCACAAAUACCCAGGGUCAUAUCCAAUAAAGAAACAAACUUGUUUUAUGUUUGACCUGGAUGAAUAGGACGGAAACUAUCAGGUUUACUUGCCUUUUUUUUUACAAAGUCAACAAAAGUACAGUUAAGAUUAGGUGUUAGUGUAUAUUAUAAGAUUUAAACAUUUUUUUUUUAUUGAAUUUGAAAACAAUGCAACAGGUGUAUUUUUCUGUGAGAUUAAAGAAGAAAGAAUGGAGAGGGGAUGACAUACCACUUUACUUUAUUGGGAUUGAAAUUUCAUUCAUAAAUUAAUGUGGUUGGCUUGAUGCAAUUCUUUUCUCUUUGCCCUUCUACCAUAAAAACCUGCAAUUAGCUUUUAGCCAUGUUAAUUUAGCAUGAAACAGAUUUCAGUUUUAGGACUGAUAAACUGCAGAGCGGUAGAAAGCCAAUUCCUUUGUCCAGUUUCCAUUUUUCAAAAAAUAACUUCCCCCUAAAGUUUAAUUUUGGCCUCAUGGGUAUUGUUCUUCUCCCUCUUUGCCUCUCUCCCUCCCCCCACCCAUAAAAAGGGUGGCAAAAACAGAGGGAUUUUUUAAUGAAAUAACUGGGAUGUUUGAGUCUGGAAGAGGAAAAUGAAGUGAAAUGGUUUUGAGAGGAAGACUGGGCGGUAUUUUCCUGGAAAGUCUUCUGUACAAAAUGCACUGAAAUAAGUACAGUGUGCAGAGUUGCCCUGUUAGCACAAUGGACCCAUUUGCCCAUUUUCAUUCAAAGUACAUAAAGAUUGUGAAAGAAAAGAGACGGGGUAAAAGUCCUUUUCUGACAACAAAACUCAUGGGGGGUGGGGGGAAGAAAGCAAUAAAAAGCAAUUAAAUUCCACAAAGGCUUACAAUUCCUUUAAGUUUUCAUUGCCUCCUUAUAGAACCAUUGGGUCAAUCUGAAUUGUUUUGAUAUUGGCCAAUAAUUCUCCUACUGCACAAGACAUUUUUAGAAUGUGUCUCUUCAUCGAAGGGAUACAAACUUGACAGUCAGGUGUGAAUGCUAUUUUUUCUAUGUCCACCUUCUUUCUUUCCCUCUCUUUUACAGACAUGCAGCACAUGGGCACACAGUUAUAGAGAAAGGAUGUCAGAGGAGUUGAGGAUGAAUGUACUAAAAAGCUGGCAGAUGGAGGAUGAGGAGAUGGCAUACGCUGUUACAGUUUGAAAAAUUAAAGGACUUGGUGAAGGUACAGAGGCAGACAGUUGCAGGGAAUAAGUGCUUCUUUAAUUUAGGGUGGGGAUCAUUGCUAAAGUAUGAAACAAGCAAUAAUUAAUAUAAAUGAAAUGCUCAUUUUUUCAAACAGUAACCUGUUGGCAGGGAUGUGAAACAUAUUUCUUAACAAAUGAUUUCAGUGGCAUUCUUUAAAAAAUGAUCUUCCAAUGAACAGAUUCCCCUAAUAUUUCUCUUAAAUUGUUUUUGUGUCUCCCUACUUUACCCUUAUAACUUAUAAUUAUAUUUAUCAAUUGAAGGCCUUAUUUCUACUUAUGUUCAUUUAGUAGUUAGGCACACAGAUUCUAUGUGAUUUACAGUUUGGGACUGCCAUCUAUUCUACUUAAUAUAGUAUUCUGCCUCAGACAGCCUUUGUGAGUUAAGGGGAUCCUGUUUAUGGCUCAGUCCAGAACAAUCAUUGUGCUGAUGAAGAGGUUUCCCCCUACUGUCUAAUAAUAAUUAACUUUCAAACCAGAAUGGCAAUUUAGAGCUUGAACUGAGUUUAUUUGUUAGCAUUGUCAAAGGCUUUCACGGCCGGCAUACGAUGGCUGGUGUGGGUCUUCCGGGCUGUGUGGCCGU